Dioszegia hungarica is the source of this 705-nucleotide messenger RNA. RefSeq names its product class I glutamine amidotransferase-like protein. The record is from RefSeq and is a predicted model, not a curated record. NCBI's taxonomy places the organism in Eukaryota, Fungi, Basidiomycota, Tremellomycetes, Tremellales, Bulleribasidiaceae. The coding region runs from base 1 to 705 and encodes 234 amino acids. The transcript is spliced from 4 exons.
AUGUCCAGCCAGCAGACCAUCCUCUUCAUCUUCACCUCGGCCGACAAGCUCCUCAACGGCGCCCCUACCGGUUGGUAUGUGCCUGAGGCUGCCCACCCCUACUAUGCCCUCAAGCCCCACUUCAACAUCGACUCGGCCUCCACCAAGGGCGGUGCUGCCCCUGUCGACCAGUCCUCGGUCGAGAACUUCAAGGACGACGAGUCUGUCAAGUUCAUGAACAGCGACGCGGAGGCCAAGAAGCUCUACACCGAGACCAAGAAGAUCAGCGAGGUCGACGCAAAGGACUAUGCUGCGAUCUUUGUCAUCGGUGGGCACGGGCCCAUGAUUGACUUGGCCGAGGACAAGGCGUUCGCCAAGCUCGUUGGUGACUUCUAUGCGGCCAAGAAGCCCGUCUCGGCAGUCUGCCACGGUCCCGCCGCCCUCGUCUCCUCCAAGACUCCCUCGGGCGACUCCAUCCUCAAAGGCGCAGAGGUCACCGGCUUCUCCAACGCCGAGGAGGCCCAGACACCAUACAAUGACUUUGUCAACAUCCUUCCCUUCUCGCUCGAGGACAGGCUCAGCGAGCUCAGCGGUGGAAAGUACACCAAGGCCAAGGAGGACUGGGGAGUCAAGGUUGUCUGGGACCAGGGUAUUUUGACUGGCCAGAACCCGGCUAGCGCCAAGGCUCUCGGGGAGAAGCUCGCGGAGAUUCUCCAGAAGGCUUGA